AUGAACAACAACAAUGAGACGGUGGUGACCGAGUUCAUUUUGCUUGGCCUCUCGAACCAUCCUGUGGCUCAAACCAUCUUCUUCUGGAUCGUUCUGGUACUCUACCUCAUCAACCUUCUGGGGAAUGGUCUGAUGGUUAUACUGAUCGUUACUGACUCCCACCUGCACUCUCCCAUGUACUUUUUCCUCAGCAACCUCUCCUUCCUAGACAUUUGCUACACCAGCAGCAGCCUCCCCCAGGCCUUGGUUACCUGCACCACGGAGAGAACUACCAUUUCCUUCAUGGGCUGCAUGGCCCAGAUCCACAUCUGCCUGUAUCUAGGCACCACCGAGUGUCUUCUCCUGGCUGUCAUGGCAUAUGACCGCUUUGUGGCCAUAUGCAGCCCCUUACACUACACAGUGAUCAUGAGCUGGAGAGUUUGUGUCCAAAUGGCCAUUGGAACGUGGGGAAGUGGCCUUAUCCUGACCCUCCUCCCCACAGUCAUAGGUCCUAAACGCUUCUGUGGCUCGAAUGUCAUCAACCACUUCACUUGUGAGGCUCAAACUGUCGCCAAGCUGGUCUGUGGUGACACCAGCUUCAGUGAUAUUGUUUCUUUCCUCAGUGGUGUACUGAUACUUAUUGUACCAUUUGUUUUUAUCUUGGUGACGUAUUUGCGGAUCGCACAGGCAAUUUGGCGAAUCCGUUCCAACCAAGGACGGAGCAAGGCUCUCUCUACCUGUAGUUCUCACCUAGCCGUUGUUGGCAUCUUCUAUGGUUCAGCCAUGGUCAUGUACCUUCAACCAAAAUCCAAAUAUGCCUCCGACAGGGACAAGAUGGUCUCUGUUUUCUACGGAGCUGUGACUCCCAUGCUCAACCCUCUGAUAUAUAGUCUUAGGAACAAAGAUGUAAAACAGGCACUGCAGAAACUCUUAGGGGGGAAAGGAUCCAGAUAUUAA
This is a messenger RNA of Euleptes europaea (tarantolino), 936 nucleotides long. RefSeq names its product olfactory receptor 13H1-like. The record is from RefSeq and is a predicted model, not a curated record. Gene Ontology annotation, cellular component: membrane. The coding region runs from base 1 to 936 and encodes 311 amino acids. NCBI's taxonomy places the organism in Eukaryota, Metazoa, Chordata, Lepidosauria, Squamata, Sphaerodactylidae. Gene Ontology annotation, molecular function: olfactory receptor activity; G protein-coupled receptor activity. The transcript has a single exon. Gene Ontology annotation, biological process: G protein-coupled receptor signaling pathway.